This is a messenger RNA of Corvus hawaiiensis (hawaiian crow), 859 nucleotides long. RefSeq names its product glutathione S-transferase Mu 3-like. Gene Ontology annotation, biological process: glutathione metabolic process. The record is from RefSeq and is a predicted model, not a curated record. Lineage: Eukaryota; Metazoa; Chordata; Aves; Passeriformes; Corvidae. Gene Ontology annotation, molecular function: glutathione transferase activity. The transcript is spliced from 8 exons. Bases 73 to 732 code for a protein of 219 amino acids.
GCCCCGUUAAGCCCCGCCCCGGGCAGGGCGUGGCCGGGGUCACGCGGGGGGCGGGGCGGCGGCGGCGCGGCCAUGGCGGUGUUGGGCUACUGGGAUAUCCGCGGCCUUGCCCACGCCAUCCGCCUGCUCCUGGAGUACACGGAGACGCCCUACGAGGACAAGCUCUACAGCUGUGGGGAGGCUCCCGACUAUGAUAAGAGCCAAUGGAUCAACGAGAAGGAGAAGCUGGGGCUUGAUUUCCCCAAUCUGCCCUACUUCAUCGAUGGCCCCACCAAGCUGACGCAGAGCAACGCGAUCCUGCGCUACAUCGCCCGCAAGCACAACAUGUGUGGUGAGACAGAGGAGGAGACCCUGCGCGUGGACAUGCUGGAGAACCAGAUCAUGGACUUCCGCAUGAGCCUGGUCAUGGUCUGCUACAAUCCUGACUUUGAGAAGCUCAAGCCGGGCUACCUGGAGCAGCUCCCGGGGAAGCUGAAGCUCUUCUCCAACUUCCUGGGCGACAGAAAGUGGUUUGCGGGGGAGAAGCUGACCUUCGUAGACUUCCUCAUGUUCGACGUGCUGGACCAGAACCGCAUCUUUGAGCCCAAGUGCCUGGAGCCCUUCAAGAACCUCAAGGACUUCAUGGACCGCUUUGGGGCUCUGGAGAAGGUGGCUGCCUACAUGAAGUCCAGCCGUUUCCAGAAGAUGCCCAUCAAUAACAAGAUGGCCAAGUGGGGCAACAAGAAGUUGUAGGAGCUCAGCCUGGAGCAAGGAGGGCGGGGGGGUCCUAACCCAGCCCCCCCAGCAUCCCCCAUCCUUUGGGGGGACGGCACCACUGGCAAGAAGCCCCCCAAGAUAAUAAAGCGCUUUAGAUGUGGCA